Molecule: messenger RNA, 726 nt
Organism: Uranotaenia lowii
Lineage: Eukaryota; Metazoa; Arthropoda; Insecta; Diptera; Culicidae
Gene: RpL30
Product: 60S ribosomal protein L30
Exons: 4
Coding region: 124-474 (116 amino acids)
Cellular component (GO): cytosolic large ribosomal subunit
Molecular function (GO): structural constituent of ribosome; RNA binding
Source: RefSeq, a predicted model, not a curated record
UUUUUCUAAAAAGUUGGCAACGAAAAAAACUUGACAGCUUGCGUGUCGUCGUCGGUCUCUUUACCAUCCGGCCGUUGUAUUGUUCAGACUUACUGGCUACCGCAGUAAACCAGUGCGAUCAAAAUGGUUACCGCCAAGAAGCAGAAAAAGACCUUGGAGAGCAUCAACGCUCGUCUGGCUCUGGUCAUGAAGUCCGGCAAGUAUUGCCUGGGCUACAAGCAAACCCUGAAGACUCUCCGCCAGGGCAAGGCCAAGCUGAUCAUCAUUGCCAACAAUACUCCCCAUCUGAGGAAAUCCGAGAUCGAGUACUACGCCAUGUUGGCCAAGACCGGAGUCCAUCACUAUAACGGUAACAACAUCGAGCUGGGAACGGCCUGCGGAAAGUAUUUCCGUGUCUGCACCCUGUCCAUUACCGAUGCCGGUGAUUCGGACAUCAUCCGUACCCUGCCGGAGGCUCAGGCCGCUGGACAGUAAACAAUCAUAUUGGAUUGUUUGCCGCAUUUUUUUGAAAAAAGAAAACUAAUAAAAACCCUCUCCUAGCAGGGUUGUUGGUAUAAAAAAGUUUGCUCUCCUUCCAAACCAUCAUCUCGUUCGUUUAUUGAUAUUCAAUAAAUGUGUGUAAAUGUUCAAAUGAUUUUGCUUUCCUUUUCGGUUAUCGAAUUAGUUAUUCUGCGACAUCUGGAAUAAAUGGAUGUGAUCCCUCGAUAGGUGAUCCUAACAUGGAAA